Daldinia caldariorum is the source of this 2186-nucleotide messenger RNA. RefSeq names its product UV radiation resistance protein and autophagy-related subunit 14-domain-containing protein. The coding region runs from base 113 to 1948 and encodes 611 amino acids. The transcript has a single exon. Gene Ontology annotation, cellular component: endosome; lytic vacuole. Gene Ontology annotation, biological process: SNARE complex assembly. The record is from RefSeq and is a predicted model, not a curated record. Lineage: Eukaryota; Fungi; Ascomycota; Sordariomycetes; Xylariales; Hypoxylaceae. Gene Ontology annotation, molecular function: SNARE binding.
UGUUAAUUCGUCAUCACCAAAAUUUCAAAACUUCCCAAAGCCCAAACCCUUGAACACACCCCAUGACCUUCCUCAUGCGCCCGCUGCCCACGCAGCAAGCAGCACAACUACAAUGCUGCCUCAGAACCGGCGCCUUCGUCAUCUUCAGGGCAUUUACCUUCGGAACCUGAGCUUCACCCGACCCCACAGCAGAGCUGCCGACGACCUCGAAGCCGACCUCCCUUCAACAAAGCCCCAGCCUCUUCACUAUGAUGGUCCACCUCAGCUUCACCAUUCCCAUUCCUCCGAGAGUCUGCUACAGACCCGCGCCAAUUUACGGCGACGCAGCACCACCCUCGCGAACAUAAGUCCCGUUACGCGCCAGAAGCAGCUGGAGUAUACCGUCGAGAGUAGAGCUGCUGACCUGUUUUUCUCCCUGCACUGCCACGAUGGCGAAGAGCCCGUGUACAUCAGCGAAGUAGGCGAGCGUGCCGUUAAUUUCAACUUCCGCUUCUUCGACCUAUCGCAAGCCGGCCCGACGGUAACGAGAAGACACCAAUUCACGAUCAAGCUUUGGGCCAAGAGGCAGCAAUCGUGGAUCUUGCUAUUGACCGAAAACGUCGACCUGCGUUCUCUGAACUAUCUGGGGAGCUUACGAAACCACGACUUCCCGCCUAACUGUCUCCUAUUCCAGCUCGUCGAUGGCCUAUACUGCUUCGGGCUCGAGAGCCAGCUCCCCGAGCCGAAACAGGCUCCUCCCCUGUCCACCUCGUCCUACAAUGCGCUCAUGAAACUCUCUAACCUCGACAACUCCAUCCAAGACGCCCUCGCUACGCGCGAAGCCCUCACCGCCCAGAUCAACUCCCUCCUCGAGCGCUCCCCCCCCGACGCCGUCCCCAAAGCCCAAGACGCCGCCCAGCUCGCCUCGGAAUACCUAGCUUCCCAGACCCGCGCCCUCCGCGCCGCCCAGGCCCGCAAGGCCGACCUCCAGGCCUCCCUCGAAGCCCGCCGCGCCGCCAUCCGCGAGGGCCGCGCCGCCCAGGCCAAGGCCGCCGAGGACGUCAAGCACGCGCAGGCCAAGCUCCCGGCCUCCCUCGGCCUCCUGUCCUCCUCGCGGGACAGCAUCCACGGCCAGCGCCGCCGCAUAUGCGAGGACCUGGCGCGCAUCUUCCCCAUCGCGCCCGGGCCCCCCGGCUCCCCUCCCCUGUCCUUCAGCAUCUGCGGCGUCCCCCUGCCCAACACGGACUACGACCCGACGUCCUCGUCCUCGGCCGAGGACUCCCUGUCCGCCGCGCUCGGGUACGUCGCGCACCUGGCGCACCUUCUGCAGUUCUACCUCGGCGUGCCGCUGCCGUACCCCGUCCGCCCGCUCGGCUCCCGCAGCGCCGUCCGCGACGACAUCUCGCUCCUCCCCGAGUCCCAGCGCCUGUUCCCGCUGUUCCCGCGCGGCGGCGCCACCGCCCAGUACCGCUUCGACUACGCCUGGUUCCUGCUGAACAAGGACGUCGAGGCCCUGUGCGUCGCCGCCGGCCUCAAGGUCGUCGACAUCCGCCACACCCUGCCCAACCUGAAGUACCUCCUGUACGUGUGCAGCGCCGGCCGCGACGAGGUGCCCGAACGGAAGAGGGGUGGCAUCAGGGGUCUGUGGGCCGGCCGGACGAAGAGUAAAGGGAGGGCGGUGGGUGCGGCGGAUGAUGCCGCUAGCGUGAGCACGGCUGGGAGUAGGCCUGGGAGCGCGGAUAAUGAGGCUUUGGGGGGAGGGGGGAGGGGGAGGAGGGAGCAGUUGAUGGGGAGGGUGGUUAGUAGAGAGAGUAAUGCUAGUAGUAAUGCUGAUGGUGGUGGUGGUGGCAGUAGUGCUGCGGAUGCGAUAUCCUCCGAAAACGCGAGUAUCGGGUUACCGUUUGACGAGAGUGCGAAGCUUAGUUUACGGACGAAGGGGUUGAGGGAGAAUGUUGGAGCGCGAGCUUGAUUUGUCAGGGGAGACAGACAGACAGACAGACAGACAGACAGACAGAGAGACGGAAAAAGUUGAGGUGGGAAGUGUGGAUGGAUGGAUGGAGGGAAAGAGGAAGAGACGGAAGGAGAGAGAAUGGGAGAAGUGAUAAUUUAGAUACCCCCCCUAAAAGAAAAGAAAAGGAAAGGAAAGGAAAGAACAGGAAAAACAGAACAAGAGUAGAUAGGAGUAAAAACGGGAAAUCAUCUACACG